This is a messenger RNA of Sceloporus undulatus (fence lizard), 5699 nucleotides long. RefSeq names its product nuclear factor of activated T cells 1 (gene NFATC1). Gene Ontology annotation, biological process: cytokine production; calcineurin-NFAT signaling cascade; regulation of transcription by RNA polymerase II. Bases 278 to 2995 code for a protein of 905 amino acids. The transcript has 10 exons. Gene Ontology annotation, cellular component: transcription regulator complex. NCBI's taxonomy places the organism in Eukaryota, Metazoa, Chordata, Lepidosauria, Squamata, Phrynosomatidae. The record is from RefSeq and is a predicted model, not a curated record. Gene Ontology annotation, molecular function: transcription factor binding; DNA-binding transcription factor activity, RNA polymerase II-specific; RNA polymerase II cis-regulatory region sequence-specific DNA binding.
UCCUUCCCUUCCAGGCUUCCCUCCUUUCCUCAGGUGUGUCCUCCUUUCCCUCAGCUCUUCCCUCCUUCCCUCGAGGUUUCUUCCCUCCUCCCGGCUUUACCUGGCUUCCUUGCCUUCUUCCUCCUCCUGAGACGACGACGGAUGCCAAGGCGGGAGCCUGGGACUCCCAUCCUCUCGGCGCCUCAGGCUCCAACCGAGUGAAGGCUGAGAGGGAAGAAAGACGAAAGAAGGAAAAGAGAGAGAGAGAGAGAGUCCCCAGCCGCCGCCAAGGAGCAGCAUGAAGUCCGCGGAGGAAGAACAUUAUAACUACCCAUCUUCAAAUAUAAAUUCAAGUUUGCCUCUCAAUGUGGCACAUUCUUCAUUGUCAACUCCAUGCCAUGGCCUCCAGACAUCUAAUCCAGUCAUUUCAAUUGUUCCAUCAACUAAUCAUCCUUCAGGAUACGGAGGCCACACUGACAGUGGCACCGCUGGAUAUUAUCUGUCUCCAAAUGUCAGACCUAAUGGAGUGCCAGCAUUAGAAAGCCCUAGAAUUGAAAUAACAUCAUACUUGGGACUACAUCAUAACAACAACCAGUUUUUCCAUGAUGCUGAGGUGGAGGAACCUAUUCCAAAUGCAAAGAGAUCACCUUCCACAGCAACAUUGAACUUACCAAAUAUUGAGGCUUAUAGAGACCCAUCUUGUCUCAGCCCAGCAAGUAGCUUGUCUUCCAGAAGUUGCAAUUCAGAAGCCUCUUCCUAUGAAUCCAACUAUUCUUAUCCUUACACUUCACCUCAGACCUCUCCUUGGCAAUCACCUUGUGUAUCACCUAAGACCACAGAAACAGAGGAGAGGUACCAACGAAGUUUGGUAGCCUGCACGUUACUUAAUUCACCCAGACAUUCUCCUUCUGCAUCUCCCAGAACAAGCAUUACCGAGGAGAACUGGCUGAGCACUAGGAACUCAAGGCCAUCUUCACCCUGCAACAAGAGAAAAUACAGUCUGAAUGGAAGGCAGACAUCCUACUCACCGCACCAUUCUCCAACACCCUCGCCUCAGAAUUCUCCAAGGGUUAGUGUGACUGAUGAAACCUGGCUGGGAAACACUAACCAGUACACCAGUUCGGCCAUUGUAGCCGCUAUCAAUGCCCUCACCACUGACAGCACAAUAGACAUGAAUGAUGGGAUUCCUAUCAAGUCUAGGAAAACAGCACUAGAUCACACUCCGUCCAUGACACUCAAGACUGAACCAAGUGGUGAUGAUCAGGGGACCAUAUCACCAACAGCUGACUUGUCACCAGAAGAGUUUCCAGGGUUUCAACACAUCAGAAAAGGAAAUUUCUGUGAUCAGUAUCUCUCUGUGCCACAGCAUCCUUAUCAGUGGGCCAAAUCAAAGCCAUUGUCCCCAACAUCAUACAUGAGUCCAUCCUUGCCUGCUUUGGAUUGGCAGUUGCAAUCUCACUCAGGACCUUAUGAACUUAGAAUUGAAGUGCAGCCUAAGUCCCACCACAGAGCCCAUUACGAGACGGAAGGCAGUCGAGGGGCUGUCAAAGCUUCUGCUGGAGGACACCCAGUGGUACAGCUACACGGUUACUUAGAAAGUGAGCCACUCACACUACAGCUGUUCAUUGGGACUGCAGACGACCGCCUGCUGCGGCCUCAUGCCUUCUACCAGGUUCACCGGAUCACUGGGAAGACGGUUUCCACAACCAGCCAUGAAACAAUCCUCUCCAACACCAAAGUCUUGGAAAUUCCACUUCUUCCUGAGAACAACAUGAGAGCAAUCAUUGACUGUGCUGGAAUACUGAAGCUUAGAAAUUCAGACAUUGAGCUGAGGAAAGGAGAAACUGACAUUGGGAGAAAGAACACACGUGUUCGACUGGUCUUCCGUGUUCAUAUCCCCCAGCCUAAUGGGAGAACACUUUCUCUUCAAGUAGCCUCCAACCCAAUUGAGUGUUCUCAGAGAUCUGCUCAGGAACUGCCUUUGGUAGAGAAGCAAAGUGUUGACAGCUACCAUGUGAUGGGUGGAAAGAAAAUGAUACUGAGUGGGCACAACUUUCUUCAAGACUCCAAAGUCAUAUUUGUGGAGAAAGCUCCAGAUGGUCAUCAUGUGUGGGAAAUGGAAGCCAAAACUGACAGAGAGUUAUGUAAGCCAACUUCAUUGGUGAUUGAGAUCCCACCAUUUCGCAAUCAGAGAAUUACCAGUCCUGUACAAGUUAAUUUCUAUGUCUGCAAUGGAAAGAGAAAGAGAAGCCAGUACCAGCUUUUCACCUAUCUUCCUGCUAAUGUUCCAAUUAUAAAAACAGAACCCACUGACGACUAUGAGCCUGCUCAAACCUGUGGACCAAGGAACCAAGGAUUAAGCCCUCUUUCCAAACCAUAUUACAGCCAGCAGAUCAUGAUGCCUCCUGAUCCUGGCUCGUGCCUCGUGGCUGGCUUCACUUCCUGUCAGCAGAGAAACACUGUGAUGUCAUCGUCUCCCAGCUCAAGUCCUAAGCUGCAUGAUCUUUCCUCUCCUGCUUACAAGUGCAUCACCAACCCAGGCCACAACCAUCUAGGACUUCAGCAGACCGUUGGAGGUGUCCCCACCAUACAGGAAGUGCCAAGGUCUAUAGUUGUGCACCCAAGUUCUCCAGAUCAGUCAUCUCACAUCAUGCUGCAGCCGCAGGUGAGUCAACAUCUGAGCAGUAGCUGUUCCCUUGGUUACCAACAAACACUCUAUCCCAACAGUCCCUCUUCUCCAGUUCCAUCUGUAACCCAAGAGUCAACCUAUUUGCAGUCCUGCAGUCCAACUCAUUCAUCCAUAAUGGGUCAGCAGCAACUGCCGAACGUACAAAGAAUUGAAUCUCCAGCAAAUCAGCCAAUGUCGUUGCCCGAGUUGCAUGAGGACAAUAAUCAUAAUUUGGCCCCUAUUCCUGUAACGAUCAAGCGAGAACCUGAGGAAUUGGACCAGUUAUACUUGGAUGAUGUAAAUGAAAUAAUACGCAAUGACCUCUCCAGCACCAACGUCCAUUCAUAGCUGGCUGUCUUGAAAUCUAGUUUUAUGCUUAGCUGACACAAUGGCUUCUGAAAAGCAGAAGAUAAUUCCUGGUACUGCUCUGCUCAUCCGCUUCCUCGAAUGUUUGGAACAGACAAUUACCUCUCCUUUUAAUGCAUUUGUGCGUGCAAGUGUGCAUGCACUAUAUAUGAAUGAAACUGGCUGGUUUCAGCUAAGAAAACGCCUCUUCAUCUCAAGGAAAAUGGAGGAAAUGAAAUAUGAAUUGUGUGUUUCAUAGGUUGGCAUAAAAAAUGUACCUGGUUCAAAAGUUGAUUUCCCCCUCCUUUGGGCUCUACUGGACUACAACCCUGAAAGUGCCUUAUUUUGUUAGAGUGUGGCACCAGGACAUUUUAUUGACACCUUUGGAUUUGCUGCCACCCAGAAUAUUUCUGGGCAUAGAAGCUAUCUAGCAAAUCUAAGUAUUAAGAACUAUUUGAAAGUAAAAAGUGCAUCUCAGUUCCAGUUUCAGUUCAACUCCUCCCCCCUUGACCUCUGAUAUCAAGCUGCCUUAUUCCUAAUGCCUUUUUCUAAAAAAUAAAAUAAAAAUCAAUUAUCAUCAUCUCAUAUGGAUAUUUUUGAGCCUAUGACAUGACAUUGUUCAUGGGCUGUAGGACUGUUAAUUAUAGUAGCAUGUUAAUAUUUUGACAUAAAUCAGGGCUUCAGGUAUAGCACAAAACCGAACAGCAAAAAAAUAUUAAGGUUGAUGGACAAAAAUAUUACAAUCUUUUUGUCAAUUGAUUUAUGUGUAUGCAUGUUCAUACAAACUAUAAUAUAUGCAUAUAUGAGUAUUUAUACUUGGCAGAUAUACCUAGUUGCCUUGUAAAGGCUUUGGAUUUAGCAAUAAAUUUCUGCUUCUGAGAAUGCAGUCCAGACCUAGGCAAAUAUUCUUGCCAACUCUAUAUUGUGGGUUUGUUAUUUUAAGACAAUUAUGCAUUUUCUUUCCUCAUGCUGAUAAGCAAGCACUUUAGACAGUCAAGAAGGAUGCAUAUGAAAUAUGUAUUAAUUACCAAAUGACAAAAGGAUGAGUUAAAACAAUUGUAAAUACUGCUAGUGAAGAAUGUAAAAUAUUGUGCAAUUAUAAAAUUAUUAUUCCACUUAAGCCUUAUAGCUCUCUUCUCUGUGUACAACAAAUAUUACUAAAACCAAAUGUUUUAAUAUGCAAUGCUGUAUAGUAUGUUUUCAGAGUAGCUCCAUGUUUGUAGAGUACAUAUAGAAUAUAAGCAUGUCGUUAGUUUGCAACAUUGUAUUUUGUACAAUUAAUAAUGUUACCAAGUAGCUAGCAAUGGCAUUUUAUUUCAGAUUUUUAAAAGAAAGAAAGCAAGAAAGCAUGGCUUCAUUUUUAAAAACAUUUAACAUUAAUAUCGUGCCUUAGGAAAUAUGCGUGAACUAUGUCACUGUUAUUUAAGGUGGCAAUCAAGUGCAGUGUACAGUUAAUGCAAACUGAACGGGUUUCACAAAAAAGUGAAACAGUCCUAACCAUUUAGAAAUAUUAAUCUGUACAAUUAUGUCUUACUUCCUUUAAAACCCUCACACACAAAAAGCCAUAUUUAUAACAUUUGCACAUUACUGUGAAAAUAUAAGGAUGUAAUAUGGCUGAAUGUAAAUACUUGUGUCCCUGGUCCUUCUAAUUGGCCGAUUUUUCCCAACUAUUAAGCAACAGAUAUUUACCCUGUACUUAGCUUUGUAGACAUUGCAUGUAUAUCUUUGAAACUGCCAUAUUAUAUAAUAAAGCACAACUUUCAGCAGAAAGCUUACUUUUAGAGGGGUUCAUUGUUUCCCCACUCUUGGGUGGAAAGUUUCAUAAAGUGAUAAGCUUUUAUAAGCGAUACGUUGAAUAUAUGCUGUACAGUGCAAGCAAUUCCAUUUCAAGUAGCUUUCAGUCUGCUAAUAUAAUCAUUUUACAGUCCACCAAGAACUGCUUCAAUCUAACUGCCAUUCACAACAACAGGAAUGUGUACUAGAGUCACACUUGGUGGAUUGUACCAUAUUUUUGGAAGUAUCUUGCCAACAAGAAUUGCUUCUUCUUUCAUGUUUUCUGUGUUGAAAGGACAUAGGUGCCAAGACAGAAAUGGAGACCCAGUGUAAUUCUCAGAUGUUCAGUUCUCUCGCUUUUCCUGAAAUGUCAACAGAGUGCAAAUGGAGGAACCUCUGGAUAUGCCAGAGGAUUUUUGACUCUGUUACAGAAAUAUCUUGGGUGAGGCUCUGACCACACAAGCACCACUAUGUUUGCAUUUCAGCAAUAAGUUUAGCAAGAUAAUCACAUGUAUUGUUCCCAGUAUGUCACACCUCCUCCUUUGUUACUGUUCAUUUUUAUUUACACCUUUUAAGCUGUUUCGGAAUUUUGUUACAUUCAAGCCUAGCUCUUAAAAUACUAUGCAUCUCUUGUAUAUGUAUUCAUGAAUAAAACCUGUAUCAUGAACUCAGCUCUGAUAAGAAUUUUACAUUCAUUUUUAUGGUUUGUUUCUGUUUGUGGGUUUAAGGGAUAAACAUCCGACGGAGCAGAAUGAGGUGAGUAAAAGGUGAUGGGGCCUUGAAGUGGUAGAGUACAUGGCACUAUUGAAGAUGAAGAAACACACUUGUGAAUGCCCCUAUAGAAAGUUACUAUUUGGAUGGGAAAUUCUUUGGCCAUGCUGUAAACCAAAGAACUUAUUCCAAGCUCUGGGAAGGAGAGAAGAAAGAAAGAAAU